Messenger RNA from Rotaria socialis, 1791 nucleotides. The record is from the annotation of a GenBank genome assembly. Lineage: Eukaryota; Metazoa; Rotifera; Eurotatoria; Philodinida; Philodinidae.
AUGCCACAGGAAACAAGUGACAGUGCGUCGUCAACUGCAGUGAUGAUGGCUCCACAAAUGACGGCGUGUCCUUGGAAAAAAACGGAAGCAGUACCAGCUUCAACUUCGUUUCGAGAACUUAUGGACGGUGAUUUAGCAGCUAAAUUACAAAAAGAAGAAGAUGAAAAAUUUGCUCAUACUAUGAGCCACUAUUCAAAGACACCUAUUGAAACUGAAAUAUCUGUAUUAACCGAAGAAAAUGAAGAUGAAACUCCUAUUGAUCCAUCUUCAGCAGAAGCUGCUCAAGACAGUGAUUAUCUAUUAGCUUUAAUGCUUCAACAUGAAUAUACCAAUGAAUUUAAUGGCAUGAUGAAACGAUACGAAUCAGCCGUUAAUCGUCAGAGCAAACUUAAAGUUUCUUUGAAAAAUUUUAUGCUGUUACCUGCGUCAACAUCUAAUAAAAACGAUACCAACGAUGUUGAAGAUGAUCUCGAAGAAGCCAAAGAGACAUUCAGCGACUGUGAACGAGAUCAUCCAAUGCCUUCAUUUAAUCGCCGAGGUACAAGUGGUAAAGGUGAUUCAUUAGUCACGAAACACAAUGCUGAACUGUGUGGUAAACGCAACGUAGCACGUGUUAUGAAUACAUUCCCCCCUGAAUUCGAUACGGGAGAUGUAUUAAAUAAAAUGCAACUACCAAAUCGUGUCUAUAAUUCACUUAGAUUGCAUUCAUAUGCUGAGGAAAAACGCAUGAAUCGUUUACAUGAUAAAGUUGAAAAGGCUACCGCUAAUUUAGCCUUUGAUCCAAAAACAAGAAUUAUUCUAUACAAAUGUUUAAAUGCAUGUAUACUUGAUGAGAUCGGUACGAUUAUUGCCACAGGUAAAGAAUCCAUUGUUUUAUAUGGUAAAGGCGGCAAAACAGAACUACACAAAAUGCCAGCUGAAGUAGCCGUUAAAAUAUUUAAAACAACAUUAAAUGAAUAUCAUACACGAGAAAAAUAUCUACGAGAAGAUUAUCGUUUUAAAAAUCGCUAUAAGAGUCUUAAUUCAAGAAAAAUGGUCAAACUAUGGGCGGAAAAGGAAAUGUUUAAUUUACAACGCCUCCAACGAGUUGGAAUACCUUGUCCAACGCCGGUUCUACUUAAAAAGCAUGUUCUAUUCCUUUCAUUUAUCGGUAAAGAUACAGUACCAGCACAACGUCUUCGCGAUGCUAUUCUUUCACCAGAAGAACUUGCCAGCGCUUAUCAACAAUGUUUAAAUCUAAUCAAACGCAUGUAUCAUGAAUGUAAAUUAAUUCAUGCUGAUUUCAGUGAAUAUAAUUUAUUAUGGUUCGAAGAUACAGUCUAUGUUAUAGAUGUAGCACAAUCGGUUGAACCUUAUCAUCCAAAUGCAUACAUAUAUUUACUACGCGAUUGUACAAAUCUUUCAACAUUUUUCAGUCGGCGAUCUCUCAAUGAAUACGUUCUAACACCUGAAGAAACAUUUAAUCAUGUAACCAAUCUUGCAUUUGAAAAACGUGGACAAGAAUUUCUUAACGAAGUGCAAGCCUAUGAAAAAAAUAUUCGUCUACAAAGCGAGGCAGUGAAAGAAAAAGAAGAGUUUUCAUUUGAUUAUUUUUUUAAUCAAACGAAGAAAUUGACUGACGACGACGAUGAUGAUGAUUCUUCGAGUAAUGAGGACAUUGCUGAUGAAGGCGAUGAUGAUGAUGAUUAUGUAGAUAUUACUAGUGGUGAUGAAUAUUUAAACAGAAUUCCUUUCUCGAGAGGAAAGAAAUCACCAACACAAAAAGCUAAGGUUGUUAAGAAUUCUCCGUAA